This is a messenger RNA of Penicillium bovifimosum, 492 nucleotides long. RefSeq names its product trafficking protein particle complex subunit 4. The transcript is spliced from 2 exons. NCBI's taxonomy places the organism in Eukaryota, Fungi, Ascomycota, Eurotiomycetes, Eurotiales, Aspergillaceae. The annotation marks the transcript as partial. The record is from RefSeq and is a predicted model, not a curated record. Gene Ontology annotation, biological process: endoplasmic reticulum to Golgi vesicle-mediated transport. Gene Ontology annotation, cellular component: TRAPP complex.
GCCGUCUUUUCCCUGAUCAUCAUCAACAAAGCAGGUGGUCUCAUCUACCAGCGCGAGUUUCAGGCUGGCCUGCGCAAGCUCUCGACAAAUGAUUACCUCGUUCUAGCGGGCACCUUCCACGGUGUCCACGCUAUCACUCGCUCUAUCACACCGAAAAUUCCCAUCUCUCAGCCGGCUACCCCUGGCACCUCUACGCCGAGUACCGUCGCACCCGCGUCCGGGUUCUCCUAUCCCAACCCCGGCGUUCCUGUCUCAGGCCUGGACUACCUCGAGACCGACAAGUUUCGAUUGACGUGUUUCCAGACCUUGACGGGCACAAAGUUCCUCCUGUUCACGGAUCCCAUGACCGGCAAUGUGGACACCAUCGUGCAGAAGAUUUACGAGCUUUAUGCGGACUUCGUCAUGAAGAACCCAUUCUAUCAGAUGGAGAUGCCGGUGCGAUGUGAGGCCUUCGAUCGGCAUCUCGGGGCAUGGUUGAGAGGGAGAACGUAG